This is a messenger RNA of Ictalurus punctatus (channel catfish), 1239 nucleotides long. RefSeq names its product cortexin domain-containing 1 protein. The coding region runs from base 86 to 334 and encodes 82 amino acids. NCBI's taxonomy places the organism in Eukaryota, Metazoa, Chordata, Actinopteri, Siluriformes, Ictaluridae. The transcript is spliced from 2 exons. The record is from RefSeq and is a predicted model, not a curated record.
UAUAGCUUGAACCCCCGACCUUCUGAUCAUUAACCCAGAGCCUUAACCGUUGAGCCACCACUUGCAUCAAAUUCUGGGUCCGAGCAUGGCUCAGUCCCAUUUCUCUAACCGGUUUUCCUCUUACAGUAAGGUGUUGAAAGCGGAUAGAUCAAACAUGGAUGUUCCUCUUUCUGAGUCACGGCUGGACGUGGAUGUGGAUCUGGGCUUCGCUCUUUUCUUCUUCUUCCUGCUCUGCGUGUUCCUGCUGAUCAGCAUCGUGCGCUGCUCCCAAAUCGUGCUCGAUCCCUACAGCGCCAUCUCAAUCUCCAUCUAUCAGGAGGAGCAGGACGCAUGAACGCUUUAACUCAGGAGCUCUACAAGGAGGAGUCAGAGAAACUCAACACUAAGACUCAGAACUAAAAAUUGCUAAAGUUUUAAAAUACGAAGCAUUUGUUUGUUCUUGUUUGUGUGUAGUCCGUCUCUGGGUGCUUGUUUCUGCGCUGUUUGUACGAUGUCUUAGUGUGAAACACUCAGUGUCUUGCUGUUAUAGGAAAAUAAUCAACAACAAGGUGGUGUGAUGAUGUGGAUUAUCCUUAACAGCACGUCCCAAAUUGUUUUAUUCCUCUUAUACCACAGAAAGUACAGUUGUUAAUGUAUAAGUAACAGCAUUGUGGGGGGGUUUUGUAGCGGAAAUCUAGCUUAAAUAACUAGCAUCCAUGCUAACCACAUGAGGACGUUACAAUUUAUGUGUUAAAUUAAUCAUUUAUUUUCAGUUUAUAAUUUGGGUAACAGGGUUGUAUUUUCAAAAGUGAUCUGGUCAUUCGUUAAUGUUGCAAAUAAAGAAAAAAAGGAGAGAGAACAAGAAAAUGUGCUCCUCUUCUUCCCGUGAUCUUCGGGAAAUUUGGAUGAUGCAACUUCCUGUUGUGGAAUAUUCCAGAAUUCCAGAAUGUACACUAAAAUGUUUCACAUCAAAUUUCGAGUCGAGGAUGUUCAUUUAAAAAUAUAAUGUUUUUUUGUUUUUGUUUUUUAAAAAAAAAAAAAAAAAAAAAAGUAUGUUAAUGGUUGAGUGUUAAGUGGUUAAAUGGUUGUGUUUCAAGGUAAAAUAUAAUUAGUUUUCUGAAAUGCUAUUGUUGUAGAUUUUGUAGGUUUUAUUGAAGGUGUGUGUACACACACACACACAUAUAUUUAUUUAUUUAUUUAUUUAUUUUACCUGUGUACACUUUACGUGUUUUUAAUGUUUAAACGAUUAAAACUCUCAUU